This is a messenger RNA of Gossypium arboreum, 853 nucleotides long. RefSeq names its product calcium-binding protein CML39-like. The transcript has a single exon. The record is from RefSeq and is a predicted model, not a curated record. Gene Ontology annotation, molecular function: calcium ion binding. NCBI's taxonomy places the organism in Eukaryota, Viridiplantae, Streptophyta, Magnoliopsida, Malvales, Malvaceae. The coding region runs from base 78 to 449 and encodes 123 amino acids.
AACAUCAAAAAACCAAACGAACAAUCUUCUUAACCUUUCUUUUACUGUUUCUUUCUAAUUAUAACAUAGUUUUCACAAUGAUGCACAUCUUCAGUUCAAUUACUUCAACUCAAAACAGCAAUCUGGACGAGGGUGCUUUUGUUCCUAAAGGCAUAGACAAAGCUUGCCCAAGGGCUACUUGGCCAGCCACCGGAAAAAAGCGUGCGUCGGUUCCGAUAACUGAGGAGCAGGUGAGGGGUAUCUUUCAUCGUUACGAUACUAACAGAGAUGGCCUUCUUAGCAAGCAAGAACUGAAGAACGCCUUUUCCAGCCUCGGUUCUCGUAUGCCUGGUGUGCGAGCGUGGUUAGCGUUGCAGCAUGCGGAUGUCAACGGUGAUGGGUAUAUCAACGAGGCUGAAUUUGACAAGCUUGUUAAAUAUACUAUGAAGCGUGGUUACAAAUUCAACUAGAUCAAACCACUACUGAGUAGUUUUUUUUGUUAGCUGCUUUGUGUUAGAAUAGACUAGGUGGUGUUUGCUAGCUUACACUUUGCCCAUAAUAGAGGGUUGACCGAGAUGUCCACCAUAGCUGUUCGUCGCUUAAGCUCAGGUGAUGUAAAUUAAUCUUGUGUUUCUUUUAAGGUUUUAGAUUUUCUUUUUUCUGGUUAUGUAUGUAAUCUGAUCAUGUAGUUCAAUAUAUGUACAGAUAAGGAGAUGGUUUAAGAAAGACAUCUCUUUAUGUAAAUUCAAUAUACGUAGUUUUGAUUUAAGGAUUUGAUGGUAUAGGUAGAAAUAUUUAUAGGUAAUCCAUUCGAUUGAACCAGGUUUGAUCUGCGGCUUCUCUUUAUAAUAUAUUCUUCGAUUAAAUCUACAAA